This is a messenger RNA of Dreissena polymorpha, 1137 nucleotides long. Its product is annotated as neurotrypsin-like. Gene Ontology annotation, cellular component: membrane. Lineage: Eukaryota; Metazoa; Mollusca; Bivalvia; Myida; Dreissenidae. Bases 85 to 1053 code for a protein of 322 amino acids. The transcript is spliced from 7 exons. The record is from RefSeq and is a predicted model, not a curated record.
AAGACGGAUUCGGUUUCUUAUCACAACAUAUAUAACUGAUGAUAAAGUUAGCGCGUUAGUUUAUGUCUAGGACUGCAAGCAACGAUGCUUUACGUGUUUCUUCUCUUACUUCAUAUUGUUGAAGUAUUGUGUGGUUCCCGGCUUGUGGAUGGCCCCACACCGCUGCAAGAUCGAGUAGAGGCAGAAAUAUUAGGACAGAAUCAAUCAAUCUGCUCUCUCGGAUUUGACUCCCGAGCCGCCAACGUAAUAUGUUCCUCUUUGGGAUACAGGGGCGCGACACAGCUAUGGCGAUAUUCCAAGUUCGGUGCUGGGAACAUGCCAUUAUACAGUCGACUUAUAACAUGUUUUGGGAACGAAUCUUCACUUGAUAUGUGCAACCAUUCAAGUAUUCACAUUAUCGGAUGUGACAACAGCACGGUUGUCGGCGUAGAAUGUCAGGGUGACGCUAUCAAGCUAGAGACGCUUUUCAACAGCCGACCUUAUGAAGGGGUAUUAGUUGGAUUUCAUGGGAAUAUGGAAUAUAACUUCAUUGGGGACAUAAGCAGUGGCACUGCGAAACAUAUGUGUACACUGCUUGGAUAUGGCCACGUGGGAUUCUCUACUCCAACUUUACCCGGAACAAUGUUAGGGCUUUUCAAGGAACAUGUAGCGUGCAAGGGAUCCGAGACUUCCGUCAGUGAAUGCAACGACUACAUACUUCAAGGGUUAAGACUGGGUCCUGAUGGCAUUCUCCUCAUGCAGAUAGACAGUAGACAUUGGGCGGUGUAUGAAGACGAGUUCUCUCCACAAACUGCUGAAGCAGCUUGUAAAAUCAUGGGUCAUAAGGGAUUUAAGACAUUUCGUACUGAAUUAUCUGGUCCUAAAGAUGUCGAAGUAUUAGGAUCAUUUGUUUGCUUUAACAACGCUGCCAGGCUGGAAGAUUGUCAUCUAAGGCACCUCUUCAGUCGGCGUCCAUACGACCUGAGUUCGGUGUGCGAUGUUUGCGUUAAGCACGUGGUGCUCACAUGUCACAACGGUACGCAAUCCGACUUUGGUCCUGCUUUUGUUGGAUAAAUUGCCUUGAUGAAACAUUCGUAUUCUAAUCAGAACUGAAAAGCUCAAGUGAGUCACAGCGUAAAUAAACAGUAAAUAAGAUUA